AUGUCCCUGAACGCAUUCCUUUUUCGCCCGCCUGGCGAUGAUGCGGAUGGCUCCGAUGGGCCGGGCGUACCGACACAUGGCACCACGGCCCUCCACGAACAGCACCCGCGAUUUCGAGCCCGAUACAUGUUGUGUCAUCUCAGUGGUACACUGCCUGCUGCUCAACCAUAUCUAUUCAACCAGUCAACUUUCCUCACGAGUAUCGCAUCUAGUGCACCAUCUGUCGCAUCCCUUGGUUUGAGAUGUGUGACGCCUACAUACAAGGGUUGGACCAGGAGAAACUCCGGUCGCGCUCUCUGGGGGAACGAUGAGGACGUUGCUUCACCUACGGGGGCAUCGUUGUCCUCAUCUUCUCUACAAGCCGGUGACAGCGGACCUGGGUUCGCGAAUACUCUCAACAGGCUCACAAGGGCGUUAUUUUCUAUUACGAAGGAUAAUCGCGCAGGCGACAUCUCACAGACGGUAUACUCAGUCCCAACACCUGCCUCUGUCAAGCGCCUUCUACCAACCCCCCAAGCUGCAGCCUCACUUACGGAGACGACUAACCUUUCUUUGGCCACUCAUUACACAAAUUUCUCUACUCAAGCUGUAGUUCCACUUACGGGAACAACUUCUCUCUUCUUGCCACCGCCUCCACCUGAUCUUGAACCAUACACCACCGGCCAGACUCGGUAG
Messenger RNA from Alternaria atra, 675 nucleotides. RefSeq lists its product as uncharacterized. The record is from RefSeq and is a predicted model, not a curated record. Bases 1 to 675 code for a protein of 224 amino acids. The transcript is spliced from 2 exons. Lineage: Eukaryota; Fungi; Ascomycota; Dothideomycetes; Pleosporales; Pleosporaceae.